AUGGCGACCUCCGUGGGGCCAGCGGCGGUGGUGGCGGGCAGCAGGCUGACCUGGUGCGGCGUGGAGGAGACGCGUCAGAGGUACGCCCUGGAGGUGGACGGCCUGAAGGCGGAGGUGGGCCUACUGGUGAAGGAGCGCCGGCGGCAUGAGAGAGACGCUGAGCUGGCGGCCGUCACCGCGGCAGCGGCCACCAGGGCCGCGGCCGACGCCACCGACGAGCUGGAGCGCAUCAACGCGCGGCUCAAGGAGGCGCGGGCUUCUCUGGACGAGGCCAGCAGGCGGAGAGAGGGGGAAGCCGCACGGCUGGCGCAGCAGCAAUGCGAAUUGCAGGCCGUCGCCAGGGACGAGCUGCAGCGGCACAGGAGCGCGGUGGACGCCCAGGCGGCGGCUGGGGCGGCCGAGCUGGAGGAGCAGCGCGCGGCGGUGGCGGCGGCGCGUGAGGCGGCGGCGGGCAGGGCGCGAGCCCUGGACAAGGACGCGGCUGAGAUGGCGCUGCAGCGGACGCAGUUUGAGCAGCAGCUCGAGGCCUUCCAAGCGCAGGUGCGAGAUGCCAGUGCAGCACUGGCUGCCCGCGAGCAGCGGCUGCUGGAGGCGGAGGCCCUGGCUGCCAAACACCACGAGCGCGAGGCGGCGCUGGCGGCGCAAGAAGCUGGCCUGCAGCAGCGGCAGCAGCAGGCCGAGGAGGCCCAGGCAGGGGCCCAGCAGCGGCAACAGCAGCUUGACGAGCUGUACGGCCGCGUCAAGGCUGACUCCGCACAGCUGCGGGACCAGGCUGAGGGGUUUGAGGAGCGGCGUGCCGCCAUCGUCGCCGACCUCCAGGCACGCGAAGCUGCGCUGCAGGCGCGUGAGCAGGAGCUUUGCGCAGUGCAGGAACGGCUGCAGGAGGACCGCGCUCGUGCGGCGGCAGAUAUGUCACGUUUGGAGGAACGUGCGCGGGAGAGCCUGCGCGUGGUGCGUGAGGCGGAGGCCGACUACCUGGCGGGCCGCGACAGGCUCGAGGCACUGGAGCGCGAGAUUGCGGCGGCCGAGGAGGAUGUUGAGCGCCUGGCUGCUGUGCGAGGCACAGCGCAAGUGGAGGCGUCUGAGGCGGAGACUGCGGCGCAGCAGGCGCUGGAGGCGGGGCAUGCUGAGGUGAUGGUCCUGCGGCGCAAGUGGGACGAGCUGAGCAGCCAGGUUGCGGGGCUGUCUCGUGAGAGGGACGUGCUGUUGGACCAGAUCGCGGAGGACAAGGCAGAGUGGGCGCGGCUGCAGCAGCUGGAGUCAGAUGCGCUGGCCGCGCGAGAGGCCAAGCUCGGGGAGGACCGGGCACGACUGACUGCCGAGCUGGACGAGCUGCUGGGGCGGCAGGAGGAGCGGCUGCGCGCCUGGGAGGGGCGCGUGGCGGAGCAGGAGGCCGCACUGGAGGGCUUGCGGCAGGCCGCCUCCGAUGAGGAGCACAGGCUGCACAGUGUUGCUGACUCGCUGGCCGCCCAGGAGCAACACCUAAACACCCAGCGCGAGCAGCUGGCAGCAGAGGUUGAGGCGGCUCGGCGAGCAGCAGAAGCAGCGGCAGCGGAGCGCACCCAGCUGCAGCAGCGCAGCGCCCUGCUGGACUCGGAGCGCGAGCAGUUCCGCGGCUGGAUGCGCGACGCUAGGGAGGAGGCGGCACGCAGCAUCAAGGAGCGUGAGGCGGUGAUGACCGACUGGCAGCAGCGCCUGGAGCGCCGCCAGCAGGAGCUUGAGGAGGUGAGGGCGGCGGCGCAGGCAGAGGCGGGCAAGAGGGCGCAGGAGCUGGACGCCCGGGACAAGGGGAUGACGGCGGCGGAGGCCGCGCUGCGGGAGCGGGCGCGCUCUGCUGAGGAGUCUGAGGCGCGGCGGCAGCGCGAGGUGGCCGACAAGGAGGCCAGUCUGGGGCGGUGGGAGGCCGAGCUGCGGGCGCUGGACGCAGAGCUCUCCGCGCGCGGCCGCGAGCUGGCUGAGGAGCGGCAGCGGCUGGGGGAGGAUCGCCGCAGCCUGGAGCUGCAGGCGCGCGACCUGGCCGCGGCCGAGGCGCGCGUGGCGGCGCAGGUCCGCGAGGCAGAGGCGCUGCGUGAGGAGGCGCGGUCAGAGCGUGGCAAGCUGGAGGGGCGGGAGGCGCGGCUUGCGGCAGGGGAAGCUUCGCUGGAGGGGAGCCGCCGGGAAGUUGCACGGAAGCAGGAGAGCCUAGCCGCGGCAACUGCGGCCGCCAGCGAGCGCGAGGCAGCAGCCAACGAGCGAGAACGCGAGCUGCAGCGCGCCACCGACGCGGUUGCAGAGGCCCAACGGCGCCUGGUGGCAGAGCAGCAGCGAAUCGAGCAUGCGGCCACAGAAGUGAAAGCGGCGCGGGAAGCAGCGACGCACGCCUCAGAGGACGCGGCACGAGAACGCAGGGCAGCUGAGGCGGCGCGCCGUGCUUUGGCAGCGGUGGAGGCGGCUCUGGACGCACGGGAGGCCCAGGCUCGUGACAGCUGGGCGCACCUGCAGGAGCAGGCUGCCGCCCUGGCGCUGGGCAACGCCCCCGACACGUCCCCUGGGGAGCGCGUCCCCCGGCAGCUGCAGGAAGUCAGCGGGUGGCGCGGCGCCAGCAGCGCGGUGCUGCUCGACCCCACAGCCUCCCCUGAGGACGUGGCGGUGGUGUCGGAGACGCGCCGCGCCGCGCUGCUGGAGCGUGAGGGCGCCAUGCAGCGCUGGGCGGUGCAGCUGGAGCUCCAGGCGGCGCGCCAGGCAGCUGCCGCGGCGGCGCUGCGCACCCUGUCCAGCGACGUUGAGAAGCAGCGCGUGGCCCUGGCCGCGGACGUGCGCUCCAGUGACUCCCGGCGCGGGCAGCUGGACGUCCUGGCGGCUGAGCUGUCCAAGGAGCGCGAGUACCUCACGGCCCUCGCGGCACAGCUCACGGAAAAGAGCCAGGCGGUAGAAGCAGCUGAGCAGAGGCUGGCGGCCGCCGGUCAGGAGCUCGCUGCCGCGCAGUCCCGGGUGGGCCAGGCCCAGGUGGCGGCGGAGGCCAAGCUGCAGGCCGGGGCGCACGCGGCGGAGGAGGCGUCCUCGGCGGCGACGGCCACGGCGGCUCGGCUGCGUGAUGUGGAGGAGCGCGAGCUUGCGGUGCGGGCUGCGCAGGACGAGCUGUCAGAGGCGCGCACCGAGCUCGGGACCAAGGCCGCCGAGUUGGAGCAGCAGUCGGUCCUGAUUCGCCGCGCUGAGCAGCAGCUCGCUGAGCUGGAGGGGGAGAGGCGCAAGCUGGCUGCGCGCACGGCCGAGCUCUCCGUCAGCGAGGCAGACAUCCGGCAGCGCACAGCAGCGCUCGACAGGCGGGACGCCGAGCUGGCGGGCGAGGCCAGCAGGUUGGCAGCCGAUGCUGCUCAGCUGCAGCCCCGGCUGGCCAAGGCGGAAGCCCUUGCGCGGCUGGAGGUGGAACUGGCGGCCAGGGAGGCGGAGUGCCGCGUCAAGGCUGAUCAGCUAGCGCAGGGGCAAGCGGCCCUGGAGGCGUCGAUGGCACGGCUGCAGGCUGCCCAGGACCGCGUGGAUGGUGAGCGUGCGCGGCUGGUGGAGCAGCAGCACCAGCUGGCAGUGGAGCAGCAGGCCAUGGCGGCGUUCAGGCAGGACAGAGCGCGUGUGAUGGAGGAGCUCUCUGUGAAAGAUGCCGAGGUGGGGCAGCGCGUGGCGGCUCUUGAGGAGGCAGAGGCGGCACUGCACGAGCAGCUGGCGGCGCUGGAGGAGGGUGUCGCGGCCCUAGAGGCAGACAAGGCGGCGGUGGCGGCUCAGCAGCGGCAGGUGGAGGAGGCCCGGGCGCUGUCACAGAAGGACGCUGAGGGUCUGCUGGCCGAACGUGUCCGGCUGCAGGAAGAGGUGGGCCGCCUCAAGGAGCAGUCGCAGGCCGAUGCGGCGCGCACGGCAGCGGCGCUCGAGCAGCGUGGGGAGGUUUUGGCCAAGCAGGCGGCGGACCUGGGGGCGCUGAGGGAGGCCUUGGCUCGUAGUGACGCGGAGCUCAGGGCUGCCCAGCUGGAGCUGCAGCUGAGGUCGCGGCAGGCCGCGCACGAGGAGGGUAUUACGCGUGACACGUUGCGCCAGCAGGAGGCGGCGCUGGCCGCGGAGAGGGCCGACCUGGAGCGCCAGGGGGCCGCCCUGGCGGAGGACGCAGCGGCCGCGCACCAAGCCCUCGAGGCAGCCGCGGCCAUGCGUGCCGCAGCAGACGAGUCGGCCCGCUCCGUGGCGGCGCGCGAGGCCGCCGUUGCAGCGCGCGCGCAGCAGCUUGCGGAUGCCGAGCGCGGGCUCGCCGCCCGGCAGGCGGAGGCGCUGCGCACCCUGGAGGCGAUGGAGGCCGGCAUGCGGCGCGGCCUGGAGGCGCACCGUGCGCGCAGUGAGGAGCUGCUGGGGCGCGUGACGGCCGACCUGGAGGAGCGCGCGGCUGAGCUGGGUGCGAAGCAGGAGCGGCUGCUGGCCGAGAUUGCGGCCCACAGGAGCCACGUCAGCACCGAGCUCGCGGCGGAGAGGCACAAGCUGGCCAGUGAGAUGGAGGUCGCCGAGGUGCGCGCCAGCGCGGAGCUGGAGCUGCAGGCACGACUGCUGGAGGCCACACAGCAGGACGUGGCGAGGCGCGAGGCGGCUGUGAAGCAGCGCGAGGCGGCGCUGUCGGAGCAGGAGCGCGGGUUGCGCGAUGCGGCGGCGGCGGCCCGCGACCGGCAGCAGCAGGAGAGCGCCAAGCUGGCGGAGGCUGAGAGCCGUGCCAAGGCCACACAGCAGCAGGCGCAGCAGCUCAUCGACUCGGCGCGCCAGGAGGCGGCUCAGCUGGCGGCACAGCGCUCCAGCCUCGAGAUGUGGCAGCGGCGCCUGGAGUCGCGCCAAGCGGAGCUGGAAGAGCUGGAGGCAGCAGCUGCGGACACACUGCAAGACGCCCGGGACGCAGCGGCCGCUGCGCUCGCAGAGAGAGAGCAGGCGCGCGCCGACGUCACCGCUGCGCGGCAGCAGCUGGUGGCCCUGGAGGCGGAGCUCGACGCCACACGCGUGCGCGCAUCCGCGGAGCAGCAGGCGGCAGACUCAGGCCGCAGCAGCCUGGCGCGCGAGCGGGCGGCGCUGGAGGAGCAGCGGCGCGGGGCGGCGGAGGUGCUGCGCCAGUUGGAGGCGCGGGAGGACUCCUUGGCCCAGCGGUCAUUUCAUGCAACCUCCGCCACUCCGCCGCCGCCACCCGCCGCCGGCCCCACCGCCGCGCACCAGGCGGAGGCCGAGCUUGACGCCCUGCGCUCAGAGCUGCGGGCAGAACAGACGGCCCUGGCCCGCCGCAGCGCCGGUGUGACGGCCCAGGCCAAGGAGCAGGCGGCUGCGGCCGCGGCGCUGCAGGCGGAGCGCGAGGGCCUGGUGCGUGCACAGGCUCUGCGGGGUGAGCUGGCGGCCAAGGAGGCGCGGCUCAGGGUGGAGGCCGAGGCUGCCGAGUCCCAGAAGGAGGCCUUGGCGGAGGAGGCGGCGCGUGUCGCGCAGCUGCGCGACGAGCUUCUGGCACAGAAGCGCUCCACCAGUGCUGCCAACGCCCUGAGCAAGGAAGGCGCAGCCCGUGCUGCCGAGCUGGCGUCCCGAGAGGCGGCACUUGACGCGGCCCGGCAGGAGCUGCAGCAGCGCGAGCGCCAGCUUGGCCAGAUCCGGUCAGAGCUGGAGGGGGAGCGCUUGUCGUGGCGCGCCACUGCGGAGGCGGAGCAGUCGCGGCUGCUGCGCGUGGUGCAGGAGCAGGGGGUGGCGCUGGCCGACAAGGAGCGCCAGCUGGAGGCGCUGCGCGCAGAGCUGCAGCAGCAGCUGGCGGCCGGGGCCAGCGACCUGGACGCGCGCGAGAGGGAUGUGCGUGACGCCGAGGCACGCGUGCGCGCACAGCAGGAGGCCCUGAGGCGCGCGCAGGAGCGGGCGACGGCGGCGGAGGGCGCUGAGGCUGUGCUGCGAUCGCGUGAGGCCGACCUGGCGGGGCUGGCGGCGCGGCUGGAGCGCGAUGCAGUGCAGCUGGCGGCCGUGCGCAGCAGUCUCCAGGACGUCCACCAGCCGGCCGUCCUCAAUCCCGCGCUGCAGGAACGCUCCCGGGCGCUGGACGACCGCGAGAUGGCGGCUGCGCAGGCAGCAGCGGCGUCCGCAGGCGCAACGGCGACUGCCACGCCCCCAUCUCCAGUUCCAGCCCCCUCGCUGCCGCUGCCGCCGCCGCGGCAGGUGGGCCUGGCCGCUGAGCCCAGCGACCUGUCCGCCAGCGCCCCAGUGACCAUCAACAGCCGCCAGCACCGCACAGUUAGCGCCCUGCUUGCCAGCUUGCAGCAGACAGCGGCGCGCGGCUCAGAGCGGCUGCAGCGCCUUGAGCGCGUGCUGGCCACCAUUGCCGCGGACGCGGCCGAACCCGAGCGCGUGCGCAGUACGUACGCAACCGUGUCCGCCCUGGGCCGCGAACUGCUGGAGCUGCAGCAGUCCAACGCCGAGUUUGCAGCGGCGCUGGAGGCGGUGGGCACGCGCGGAGAGCUUGCAGACGUGAAGCGGCGGCUGGAGGGUCACCAGGCACUGCUGGGGGCCUGGGAGGAACGGGUGCGGCGCGCCCUGGAGGACGUGACAGAGCUGCAGAGCCCCUCGCGCCGCAACUCGAUGCUGCUGUCAGCGCCGCCCGCCACCAGGGGCGCAGGCUUGCAGGCAGGGACGCUGCGCCGGGCUGCCUUCACUCCUGGACCAUCGCUGCUCCGGGGCGAUGGCAGCAGAUAG
Messenger RNA from Monoraphidium neglectum, 6708 nucleotides. RefSeq lists its product as hypothetical. The transcript has 27 exons. Gene Ontology annotation, cellular component: condensed nuclear chromosome; Mre11 complex. The record is from RefSeq and is a predicted model, not a curated record. Gene Ontology annotation, biological process: telomere maintenance via telomerase; chromosome organization involved in meiotic cell cycle; telomere maintenance via recombination. NCBI's taxonomy places the organism in Eukaryota, Viridiplantae, Chlorophyta, Chlorophyceae, Sphaeropleales, Selenastraceae. Gene Ontology annotation, molecular function: G-quadruplex DNA binding; double-stranded telomeric DNA binding; single-stranded telomeric DNA binding. Bases 1 to 6708 code for a protein of 2235 amino acids.